Molecule: messenger RNA, 3148 nt
Organism: Dioscorea cayenensis subsp. rotundata (Guinea yam)
Lineage: Eukaryota; Viridiplantae; Streptophyta; Magnoliopsida; Dioscoreales; Dioscoreaceae
Exons: 3
Coding region: 38-2995 (985 amino acids)
Source: RefSeq, a predicted model, not a curated record
CGAGCAAUCGAAGAGCAGAGCUCUCCAUUGGGAAGCAAUGGAGGAAGAGAGGAGUGCGAUAUUGUGCUCGUCGGCGAACUGGGUCGUCUCCGAUGGAUCCAUCGAAGGCUCGAUCUCCUUCGAUACAUCGAGUUCUCCGGUAGCCGAUGAUGGCCCCGCUGCGAUCCCGACGGGUGUUUUUCUUCUGAGACCCCCUUCGAUGGAUUCCAUUCCUUGUGAGAUCACCAUCUGUUUCAGGUCAAAAUAUGAAAUUCACCGGGUUUAUGUGCGGAGUACAGCUCGUGUUUUUGAAAUAUACUACACUACGGAUAAAAAGGAUAAGAGUAAUGAGUAUUUGUGUACUGUACGUUGUGGAGAAGUUACAUCAGGAGAUGAUAACCAAGAAUAUGUUACUGAAUGCCAAAAGGAAAGCAAUGAAACUGCCGCAUCACAUGAAAAACUGGGUCAGAAUGAUGAUGGUGCUGGUGAUGAAGAUGAGUGGAUAGAAGUGAAGGUUCCACAUUCUCCUCAGCAGGCUAAUGAGACCAAUUCUCUCGGAAAGAUGGUUCACACAAACACAAAGAAAAUCAAGGAAGUAUUCUAUGAGGCUACAGCUGAGAUUGCUGAUGCUAGCCCUUGUGUCACCCUUUCUCUUCGAUUGCUGUCUCUGAAAAACAAAGCUUGUGUUCAUGUAGAGGAGAUUUACAUCUAUGCUGAUCCAGUUGAAUUGACUGAUCCAGACAAUUUUGGGAAUACAACAGGAAGCAUAGAAAGAAGUUCUUUGUUGGCCAUGCUUGUUCCCAAUCUUCUGCAAUUAUCAAAAUCAGGCAGUGGCAGAAUACAAGACAGGUGUUCUUCUGACGUCCUGAUGGCCCAGAAACCGCAAAAUAGUCUGGAAAAAGCUGCUGAGAGUAGCAUGAUUGCAGAGAUGAAAGUACCUCAAGAAAUAAAUCCGAAUGCCGCAAAUCAGAAGUUGGGCAUGGAUGAAAGUGGGAAAGACAAGGCAGAAAUUACAAAUAGCUUCAUGUCAAGUGAGAAAUAUACCCCUGUUCCAGAACAAGAUAAUUUGGUUUACAAUCGUGUUGAGAAGGUAUUAGAUGAGCUUGUCUCAAGGGUGGGGAAGAUAGAAGCUUUCUGCUCUAGGUUCGAGGAGAACAUGAUGAAGCCCCUCAAUUGUAUUGAGACGAGGCUCCAAAGUCUGGAGCACCAGUUUGAGGCAUUUGCUGCAAGAAUGCCUUCUUCUGAAGGAUUGUGUUGCUCAAAGAUUUCCGCCCCUGAAUUUUCAUUUGAUGAAUCUGACUCAGAACAUAAUGACUCUAACUCUUCACAUCUGAUCGAGAAAGAUAAUUCCACUCUCAAUGAGUCAUCUGUUGUUGAUGAUGUACCAGAUUCCUUGCCUGACUCUCAGAUGUCUCCUGGCCUUGUGGUUAAAGCUCCUGAAUUCUCGAGUGAAGAUAAUGAGCCAGGCCUUGUGGUUAAGGCUCCAGAAUUCUCUACAGAAGAUGAGGAGCAAACUGACAACAAUGAUACUGGUGAUACUCUAGAUUCUACUGAAAAAGAUCCUCCCCAAGUCAAAAAGUUCUUAUCCAUUGAAGAUGCAUUAACCUCAGCACUUAAGGCAUUUCUAUCCUCAACGAGUGACAGGUUCCCCCCGACAGGCCCAAAUGUGACAGAAAAACAAAAAUCUUCUGAUGGAGAAAACAAUGCUGUGGCUCCUAUCAUCCUUGAAGGUCCACCUGAAGGAGCUAGCUGUCUAUCUGGUGAUAUUGACUUUGGGAAAAAGCAUUGCGGUUUAUCAGACACAGUAAUCUCAGAGGAAACUACUUUUGAUGCUGUGCUGCCUUUUGUGGGGCCUGAAAAGGAUCAUGUUUUUGACUCGCAGAUGUUUCCAAGUCCAGCAUCUUAUUUUCCAACAAAUGAGGAUGAUCUUAUCAAUCACAAUGAGACCGCAGAUUCAGAGCUAUGGGAGUUGCGUCCAGUCUCAUCAUUUUCUUUCUUAAUUUCCUCAACUGAGGAGGUUCCUGAAGUUUCUUAUGGUAAAAAGAAUGUGUUGGCCUCUUCUGUUGGAAUGCCCUGCGAAGGAGACAAGAUGGCAGGUAUGGACAACUGCUGUACCAAGGACAUGACAAAUGAUGCUGAGCUGCCUCACGCUGCCAACUUCCUUCAUGUAUUGUUUGAGGAACCAAAUGAACCUGCCACAUGUGAGAAGCAGAGCUCCAUGGGUGCUCCUGCUGGUGGAUCAAAUCCAAAUGGUUCUCUUCCUGAAGUUCCCUUAGAGCAAAAGGAGCAUUUCUUGAAAUGGCAGAAAUACAGUUCAGCGGCUGAAUUUGAUGAGGUAUUUACACACCCUCAUUCCUUUGCCAGUGGAUCAAAUUCGAGCUACAGCAGUUUCCCUGAUGGACGAUGGGCUGAUGAAAGUGAUGGUGAGGAAAACUCGUUUCAAAACCUUGGCUUUGGCCAACUUGGCCGAAGAUGGACUGAAGACAGUUGUACUGAUUCAAGUAUCGAUGAGGUUUUCUUGAAGAACAAACUUGCUAUGGGAUGGUCAGAUGCAAGCAGUGCUGGUUCUCUUUGUCAGCUUGAUGGGUGCAUCACUGAUGAUUUUGGGAGCAACCAAGCAACUGAGGAUAGCACUACCAUUCGAAGUAUUCUUAGUGAACCUUCUAUUGGCAAUAACCACGAUAAGUUAAAAAUUGAGACUGAAUGGAAUUAUACAUUAGACUCUGAACAUCCAGUUUUGGAUGUGAAGUUUCCACCAGUGAGAACCUGGAUUACUGAAACUCCUCUUGAAGUCCUGCUAGGUGAAUCAUCAGAACCCCUGGAACAAUAUCGUGAUAAUGAUGAUCACAAUCUUGACACACAACAACAUGAUUCAUUUUCAUAUCAGGAUCUGGACCGCAGUCAGUCUCUGUUGGAUGUGGAAGAUCUUAUGCAGCCAACUGAGUUCCCUGGUUCACAGGAUGCACCACAUGGUGAUCAGAUUGACAAUGGUCAACCGUUUUCCAGUCUGAUUUGAGUGUGAAGGAAACAUAUGUACAGCAGAUAAAUAAAAAGAACAAUUCCCUUGUCAGAUUGGAUGUAAAUAUCAUGCCAAAUAUGUUUUUUUUUUUAUUUAUUUCUGUCUUGAAGAUAUUGUGUCAAUUAAACAAGGGUUGCUAUUGUGCUGAUA